Messenger RNA from Drosophila arizonae, 355 nucleotides. RefSeq lists its product as uncharacterized. The record is from RefSeq and is a predicted model, not a curated record. Lineage: Eukaryota; Metazoa; Arthropoda; Insecta; Diptera; Drosophilidae.
AUGAUUUUAUAAAUAUUUAUUUUGUUAACUUAAUUAUUCAAUUCAUCUGUGUAAAUUGUUCCAUUAAAAAAACUCUUUGGAUUUACGACACAACAAAAAUCCAAACCAGUAUAAAUGCCUUUCGUUGAAAGAUUCGUACAAAUUCGUAAUUUUGUUAUGAACGUUUGUCUCGUCGAGGCCAUACAAUUCGUCCAGGACCUAACCCAUGCUAUUUGUUUGGACUUUCAAGGCCUCUUCAAUCUCAAAUAGAGCUGGCGAACUGGUUCGCUCAUCUCAUCAAUCGCAGUGUUGCUCAGGAGCAACACACCCCACACACACACAUACGCACACACGAACACCCAAACACAUACACACG